Molecule: messenger RNA, 1445 nt
Organism: Pieris napi
Lineage: Eukaryota; Metazoa; Arthropoda; Insecta; Lepidoptera; Pieridae
Exons: 1
Coding region: 26-1162 (378 amino acids)
Source: RefSeq, a predicted model, not a curated record
AUCACCGGGCAGUGAUCCUAUACGCAUGUCUGACUUAAAAAUAAUUGUUGACAAGAUUAGCCCUGUAUUAUCUAAUCUGAUAAAUCUAUCUGUAAAAUAUCACAAAUUUCCACAAAAAUUAAAGGAAGCAAUCGUUCGUCCGGUCUAUAAGAGAGGCGAUCGUAAAGUUUUUUCGAAUUAUAGACCAAUAGCUAUACUAUCAAGUAUUGACAAAAUUAUGGAAAAAUGUGUUGUCAAUGAAAUUGGAACUUUUUUACAAAAAAAUAAUAUCUUAACGGAAUGUCAACAUGGCUUAAAGAAAAAUAAAAGCACCAACACCUUAUUAUCAAAUUUUACAGACGAAAUUAAUGCACAUUUGGAAAAUAAAAAAAAUAUUGUAGCUAUUUUUUAUGAUUUUAAGAAGGCUUUUGAUACCUUAAAUACUGAGACCCUCUUAAAUGGAAUGGAGGAGUGCGGCCUGGGGCAGCCGUUGAACCCUUGGUUCAGCGACUGUCUCACGGCGCGCUCUUACCGUGUGAAAGUCGGCGAUGCAUUCAGUGAGGAGAAACAAGUAAACUGCGGCGUCCCCCAGGGUUCUGGGUGUGGGCCAGUGUGCUACCUGAUGUAUGUAAAUAGCCUCUGUGAAGUAUUACGUCACUGCUCGGCCCACAUGUUUGCUGAUGACCUUUGUACUCUCAGCGCUAGUACCGACCUCUCGGAGGUGUGUCGCCGGGUUCAAGAGGAUGUGGAUGCGGUAGUUAAAUGGUCACAUGAUAACGGCAUCAUAUUAAACGCUGACAAAACAAAGAUGAUAAUUAUUCACUCCCCGUAUUUAAGUUCUAUUGAUAAUCCACCGCCUCUUUUUGCGCACGGCUUUGAUUGCUUUCAUAACAACAAAAUUAACUGUACGUGUAAACCUAUCGAAAAAGUUAAUUGUGUAAAUUAUCUAGGAGUAAAAAUAGAUACGUCUUUUUCUUGGGAUUCCCAUAUAGAAUUUUUGUGUAGAAAACUAACAAUUUUAUUAGAAAAGUUUUACCAUUUACGUACUAAAGUCUCAUUGCCCAUACUAAAAUGUUUAUAUUUUGCACUUGUGGAUUCCAUAAUAGGUUACGCUCUUGACUGCUAUGGGUUAACAUUUAAAACAUACAUUGAUAAAGUAGAAUCAUUACAAAUAAGAUUUUAAAAAUUACUAGUAAAUAAAAAGACAAGGAAUCAAUGUAAAGGAGAUUAUUAUAAACUAUUCAAAAUAUGUAAAAUUUUACCGGCUAGCCUGAAACAUAGAUUCCUUGUACUUGUAAAUAACCAUGGUAAGCAGGAUCGUUUUACUAGUUUGGUGCAUCAUAUAACUGACACAAGGUCAAUGUCCAAAGGUAAAUUUGAAAUACCCAUGGUGCAAAAUUAUUAUGGAGAUAGAACGUUGAAGAAGCGGAUUCCAUACUUGCUCAAUAGUUUACCCGAGGACAUAA